ACUUUAAGUAGCAAUUCAAAGGGAUGCGGCACAGGAGCUCUCCAUUUCUCAGUCCGAUGUAACUCAAAAUCUUGUCGAUUGUCAGCAAUGGGUGCAAGAACUCUGCGAUUGCCUAUCAUUACUGACAUCAAACACAAAGGGAUGCAUUUUAUUAUAAUGGAUUCUCCUUCGAAAACGAAUGUGCCUUAUUUUGUGGAGGAAUGUUCCAAGCUUAAUGUAUCUGAUGUCGUUCGUGUAUGUGAAGACCGGUAUCCUGUGGAGCCUUUUGAAAAUGCUGGGAUAUGUGUACAUCAUUGGGAAUUCAGUGAUGGUUCACCUCCACCCGAGAAUAUUCUCACAGAAUGGUUCACUCUCCUCAGAAAUCGAUUUUAUGGGGAAAAUAAUACCGCUCAUGUUGAUCAAAACCACCUGGUACCUGGGCCAAUCGCUGUUCAUUGUAUAGCUGGAUAUGGAAGGGCUCCGGUCCUGGUAGCUGUUGCGUUAAUGGAACUUGGAAUGUCCAGUGAAGAUGCAAUAGAAUUGAUUCGCAGUAAACGUAAAGAAGUGAUCUUCUUACCCCCCCCUCCAAAAAAAGAGCAAUCUCUCCUCAAAGAUAUUUGUCCGCUUGUACAAUUCGUUGACUUUCAUGCUGUUAUCUUUAUUAUUUUUCAUUUGAAUUUAUCCACCGUGAUCUUUCGUUGCUUAUUUGUUUGUUCAUUGACUCUAGAUAUAUUUGCCAUGGCGUAUUGAUUUGGUUUUGUUCUUAUCUACUUCCUGUCUUGUUGCUAUCCAUGUGAUACCACCAUUGAAUGAUGCUUAAAAUCAGUAUUUUUUUUGCUCUUUAGAAUAAGUUUUGCUUAAUAUUCAAUUUUUUUAAAUUAGUUUUCCGAUCCUUCUCUUUUUAUCUAUCUACCUGUGUGUGUGCCUGUACUUUGAUUUAACUCCAUCAUCUCAAACUUUGUCGUUGCAUUUUAAAUUAUCCCCAUUAACCUAUUAGUGUGUGUGUGUAUACUUCUGAAUAACUUGCUAGUCAGUUUUGAAAUAAGAAUUAACAAUAAUAUAUAAUUACUUUCUAUUGUGUUUAUUUUUUCUCUCGUAGAUUGUGUUAUGUACGUGCCUUUUAUCAUGCUUAUUACCUACUCUUAUGUUGUCCUAUAUAUAUAUUUUUCCAAUUACACUUUUAUUAUUAUCUACAAAAAACUGGAUUAUUGUAACUUAAACGCGAAUCUCUGUUUACAUACUGUAUUUCUGUGCUUAGUAUAUUUGUGCAUUUGUUUGUAAAUGGAUAAGUGUCUGUGCAUACCUUUUAUUAACUUAUAGUUGGUUAUUAAACAUUUGUCCACCUUUUAUUCGUAAAUUAUUGCAUAAUUGUAAUCAACAGCUGUUAUUUCACAGUGAUCCUAGUCUACCCCCAUGAAAAUCGGAUGUUUUCUUCUUGUUGUGUUUCUUCUUUUAUAUUUUCUUUCUUAUUAGAAUAAUUCUCUAAGAUUGUUUUUUUUAUUGUGUCUGUAUGGAUUGUGUUAGAAUAAUUUACCUGUAUGCACAUACAUGCUACCUGUGUUUCUUCUAUUUUCACAUUGUGUUUCGUAUAUACAUAGAUAUCUUAGUACGUAUUCUAUUUCAUAGAUUUUAAUGUUGAAUGAUUUUCAUUAUCUGCCUGUUUGGUGUACGUUUGUGUCUUUGUUUUGUCUGUCUAACUAUUCAUCUGUUUUAAAUUACUUAACCACGACUAUCUAUGUAGUUUUGUGUUUGAAUAAUGGAUUAACUCUUUUUGAAUAAAAAUAUAUUGAACUUAAUAAAUAUCGGCUUUUUAGGAUUCAUCUCAUGUUUUAGUGGAGAAGUAACUUGAUAGUUAUAGGAUUUAGUUAUCAAACACUUAUUCGCACGUUUGAACUACACGUCUGUCUUAGUAUGUGUAUAAGUAUCAUUAGUCUUCACAUAAAAUGAGUGACUCAAUUGUAGAUCUUUUUAAUCAGAAUUCAUCUAGAACCUGGCGCGCACACACACACACACUGUGAUCAAUUCCAGUUACUAUGCUUUACACCAGUUCAGUGAGAGAGGAAAUUAACAAGGUUCAAUGAAAAGAUUGAAUUAUAUCAACUGUUAGCAAAGAUUCGCAUCUCAAUUGGAUGAUUUUGGGUGUAAUGUUCUGUAAGCGUAAUAGUUAAAAAAAAUAUAUGCAAAUAUUCAGCAGAAAUUAAUUGUUUAUACGUAUAUUCUUUUUUCACGUGUUGAACUUACUAGGAAGUAUAUAUAAUUCAAUCAUUCAUAUAUAUAAAUCAAAAAUGAGAUAAAACUAACUUGUGAUUAGAAAGCAGCUGAUGCCAUCC
This is a messenger RNA of Schistosoma rodhaini, 2309 nucleotides long. The record is from the annotation of a GenBank genome assembly. NCBI's taxonomy places the organism in Eukaryota, Metazoa, Platyhelminthes, Trematoda, Strigeidida, Schistosomatidae.